Musca vetustissima is the source of this 1130-nucleotide messenger RNA. RefSeq lists its product as uncharacterized. Gene Ontology annotation, cellular component: neuron projection. The transcript has 3 exons. The annotation marks the transcript as partial. NCBI's taxonomy places the organism in Eukaryota, Metazoa, Arthropoda, Insecta, Diptera, Muscidae. The record is from RefSeq and is a predicted model, not a curated record.
UUCAUCCCGUUAUACAAGUACCAAAUCAAUUAGUCGGUGCACCACUUGGCACUGAUGUUCAAAUUGAAUGUCACGUAGAGGCAUACCCCAAAUCAAUUAACUACUGGAUUAAGGACACGGGUGAGAUGAUUGUGUCAUCGUUAAAAUAUCACGUACAGGAUGUAUCCAAAUCAAUGUACGAAACAAAAAUGACACUCAUUGUGAGGAAAUUCCAGAAGGACGAUGUCGGCUCGUAUCGUUGUAUUGCCAAAAAUUCACUGGGUGAAGUGGAUAGCAGUAUACGUUUAUAUGAAAUUCCUGGACCAAGUCGUAAAACACCGGUUAAUAAACAUGGUGGAAGUAAUGCUGAUGCCGACACCAAUGACAUUUUAAAGCAAAAACAAUUACGCGUCACAUAUCAGCCCGAUGAUGAAGAUCUUUAUGGUUCUGCAGAGGAUUUUGAUGACGGAGAUUUAGCUCUACCGCCAUUAACACCAAAUGUCUACUAUACCUCGGCCAAUGCAGCAGGUGGCGGUGGCCUUAAUGCCAACGGUGCUGGGUCCAGUGCAGGAGGAGCAGGAAGUAAUUCCGGCACCAACCACCAUAAACAUGCCACACAUAAACCAAAUAUGGUGGGAUCCGAAGUUGGCGGUGGUCGUAACCACUACAACACUAUGGGUAACUCUUUUGAAUAUGGCAUCGCAACGGGUAACAAUGGUGGUGGUGGUGGAGCGAAUGGCGGUAGCCUUAAUGGUCUGCCCGGUGUUAUAGGCAGCAGCAAUGCUGUUACUCGUAAGCCGAUAUUUUAUGGCAAAACGGAUGUUCGCGGUGGUGGUGUUGGUGUCGGCACUAUGGACAAUAAUGACAUCACCUCCAAGGCAUCGAGCUUCAUGCGGAAAAUGUCAAUAGCACCGCUGGCGAAUGUUGGGCAGAAUUCUUGUUGGUGGUGUUGGCUGUGGCGGUGGUGUUGUUGGCCAUUUCACGACCAUCAUUGGCCAUAUUUAAUAGUUUUAUUGUCAGUUUUGUACAGUUUAAUCGCAACACGAACAACAACAACGCCAGUAAUAUUUUUCAACAAUUUAUUAUAAUACACAACAACAGCAGCAGCAACAACAUGAGGCGAGCGGACAUGAAUAUAAGCGCACACAAUA